UCCGCAAGGGCUACCAGCUCUUGGACCCUUAUGUCACCGUCAGCGUGGACCAGGUGCGCGUUGGGCAGACCAGCACCAAGCAGAAGACCAACAAACCCACCUACAACGAGGAGUUCUCCGCCACGGUUACCGACGGCCAUCAGAUCGAGCUGUCCGUCUUCCACGACACCCCCAUCGGCUACGAUGACUUUGUGGCCAACUGCACCUUGCACUUCCAGGACCUCUUGCGCUCCACGGGCCCCAGCGACAGCUUCGAAGGCUGGGUGGAUUUGGAGCCAGAAGGCAAAGUGUUUGUUGUCAUAACUCUUACGGGCAGCUUCACAGAAGGGACGCUCCAAAGGGAUCGAAUUUUUAAAAACCUCACUCGGAAACGCCAGCGGGCGAUGCGAAGGCGAGUGCAUCAGGUGAACGGGCACAAAUUCAUGGCUACCUACCUGCGACAGCCUACGUACUGCUCACACUGCAGGGAGUUCAUCUGGGGCGUGUUUGGGAAGCAGGGAUACCAGUGCCAAGUAUGCACCUGUGUUGUACACAAGCGCUGCCAUCAUCUAAUUGUUACAGCUUGCACGUGCCAAAACAAUACUAACAAGACCGAUCUCAAGGUGACUGAACAGAGGUUUGGAAUCAACAUUCCUCAUAAGUUCAGUGUCCACAACUACAAAGUCCCGACUUUCUGUGACCACUGUGGUUCCUUGCUCUGGGGAAUCAUGCGACAGGGCCUACAGUGUAAAAUCUGUAAAAUGAACGUCCACAUCCGAUGCCAAGCAAACGUUGCACCGAACUGUGGGGUGAACUCGGCAGAGCUUGCUAAAACCUUGGCAUGUAUGGGUCUGCAACCAGGAAGCAUUUCCCCAAAUUCGAAACUGGUUUCAAGAUCUACUUUGAGACAUCAGGGAAAAGGCAGCCUGAAAGAUGGCAACAAAGUUAGUGAAAGUUCAGCGAGCAAACUUGGGAUCAAAGACUUAACCUUCCUUCGUGUGUUGGGAAAGGGCAGUUUUGGAAAGGUGAUGCUUGCGAAGAUGAAAGAGAGUGGGCAGCUCUAUGCAGUGAAGGUGUUGAAGAAGGACGUCAUUCUCCAAGAUGACGAUGUCGAAUGCACCAUGACCGAGAAGCGCAUCCUUUCCUUGGCAAGGAACCACCCAUUCCUCACCAAGCUCUACUGUUGCUUCCAGACUCCUGAUCGCCUGUUCUUUGUGAUGGAGUUCGUUAAUGGCGGGGACUUGAUGUUCCAUAUUCAGAAGUCGCGUCGCUUCGAUGAAGAUCGGGCCCGCUUCUAUGCUGCAGAAAUUAUUUCAGCCCUUAUGUUUCUCCAUGAAAGAGGCAUCAUUUAUCGGGACUUGAAGCUGGACAACGUGCUGCUGGACUACGAGGGUCACUGCAAGCUGGCAGACUUUGGGAUGUGCAAAGAGGGCAUUCACAAUGGCAUUACCACAGCCACCUUCUGUGGUACACCAGACUACAUCGCUCCAGAGAUCCUGCAGGAGAUGCUGUACGGCCCUGAUGUAGACUGGUGGGCCAUGGGCGUGCUGCUGUACGAGAUGCUCUGCGGCCACGCGCCCUUCGAGGCGGAGAACGAGGACGACCUCUUCGAGGCCAUUCUGAACGACGAAGUUGUCUACCCAACGUGGCUCCAGCAGGACGCAGUGGCAAUCCUCAAAGCG
Leptosomus discolor (cuckoo roller) is the source of this 1661-nucleotide messenger RNA. The record is from RefSeq and is a predicted model, not a curated record. NCBI's taxonomy places the organism in Eukaryota, Metazoa, Chordata, Aves, Leptosomiformes, Leptosomidae.